AUGACGUGUCAAAACCUAUUUUUAUACAGUCUAUGGUCAGAACACUCUCGAGUAUAAAUAAUAUGCAGCUAUAAGCAGCAGAUUUUAGUAUGUUUGCGUACAAUAGUUGAAUAUUAUGUAAACUUACUGCGGUAUUAAUAUCUUUCCAAGACUGUCACCUCUCUAGAACAGAAGGAGAAAGUAAAUAUACUUAAGGAAUGUUGCGAUGUCAACCGACCAGGAAGCACAAGAAGAUGAGCUGCUUGCUCUAGCGAGCAUCUAUGAUGAAAAAGAGUUCCGCAGGGCCGAGGCAGCGAAGGAGGGCGAGAUCCAUCUGUGUCUGGAGCUUCCUCCUGACUUCAGACUACUAGUCAAGGGACAGAACUCCACAGAGCAUCAUCUAUCAUUUCUAGGUCCACUGGUUCUGAGUUUUGGAUUCCCGGCUGAAUAUCCUUCAGUUUCGGCUCCGGUUUUUACUUUAAGCUCCAACUGGCUCACAAGAGUCCAGAUCACUGCGCUUUGCAGGAGACUGGAUGAGCUUUGGGAGGAGAACCAAGGCAACGUGGUUCUUUUUACCUGGAUGCGGUUCCUCAAGGAAGAGACUCUGGACUUCCUGGGAAUCCAGUCACCGCUGGAAAUCCAGAGCACUGAGAGUGAAUCUGGCCAACAACAAGCAGCGGACGUUUCUGGAGAAAAAUGUAAAGUGCAAGAUUUAGACCCAAGAGCUGUGCAAGAAGUCGACGCUCGCACAGAUAUACUGAGUCAGCUGCUGGAUUUUGACGAAGCUCAGAAGCAGAAGGUGUUUGAUGGGAAGGUGUUCUGCUGCGGCAUCUGUUACUCUGAGAAGCUCGGAUCCGACUCACUGCUCUUCAAAGAGUGUCAGCAUGUGUACUGCAAGGCCUGCAUGAAGGAAUACUUUCAGAUCCAGAUUAGAGAUGGAAAAGUCCAGUGCCUUAACUGCCCUGAGGCAAAGUGUGUGUCCAUGGCCACUCCUUCACAGGUGAAACUUCUCGUGGGCGAAGACGAGUUUGCCCGCUAUGAUCGUCUCCUGUUGCAGUCGAGUCUGGACCUGAUGAAGGAUGUGGUGUAUUGUCCUCGUAAGAGCUGCUGUAUGGCGGUGAUGGUGGAGCCGGACUCAACCAUGGGCAUCUGUCCCGCCUGCAAAUAUGCCUUCUGUACGCUCUGUAAGCGGAGCUAUCACGGCCUCAAUCACUGCAAACCGACUGAUGAUGAUUAUCGUAGUAUGCGGGCUGAGUAUAAUUCUGCGAGCGAAGAGAGGAAGAAGUUCCUUGAGAAGCGUUUUGGCCGGCAGGUCAUUCAGAAGGUGUUGGACUCUUUCAGCACAGACUGGCUAAAGGAUAACUGUAAACAGUGCCCCUGCUGUGGCACUAACAUACAGAAGAAUAAGGGCUGUAAUAAGAUGACCUGUUCGUUGUGUCAGAGUUAUUUCUGCUGGAUCUGUAUGACAGUUCUCGGCAGGGAGGACCCUUACAGUCACUACAACGACCCCAGCUUGCCCUGCUACCUAAAGUGAGGACCGUCUCCACUGCUGAGGCUUCUUACAUUCACUUCAGACAUAACCAUCUCUGCUCAAAUCACAGGAACUCUUUAUCAUGCACAACAAGUCAAACGUUUUUAGCAUUUUUUUCUCUUCUGCUCACCAAGCCUGCUUUUAUUUGAUCCAAAGUACAGUAAAGGCAGUAAAAUUGUGAUAUAUUUUUACUAUUUAAAAAAGCUGUUUUCUGUGUGAGUAUCUGUUAAACUGUAAUUUAUUUCUGUGAUGCGCAGCUGUAUUUUCAGCAUCAUUACUGCAGUCUUCAGUGUCACAUGAUCUUCAGAAAGUGUGUAAUAACAUCUGACUGUGAUCCAAUGUGGAUUUUUGGUCAAAUGAUGAGGCAGAAAUAUAUUGUUAGUAACAUUUUAGAGGAUUUUUAUGUGUGGGGUGAAGGAAAAAGUAACUAGUAAACUAAUAAUAUUAGUUUUGAAAUGAGAUGAACUAGUAAUAUAUUACUUUUUAGUAACUAUAGCCCAACACUGGUGGACAGACCUUCAUCAAGACUAUUUGUUGCUGAAUAAAUAAUCUCUCCAUUGA
Molecule: messenger RNA, 2071 nt
Organism: Cyprinus carpio (common carp)
Lineage: Eukaryota; Metazoa; Chordata; Actinopteri; Cypriniformes; Cyprinidae
Product: ring finger protein 14
Biological process (GO): ubiquitin-dependent protein catabolic process; positive regulation of proteasomal ubiquitin-dependent protein catabolic process; protein polyubiquitination
Cellular component (GO): cytoplasm; ubiquitin ligase complex
Molecular function (GO): ubiquitin protein ligase activity; zinc ion binding; ubiquitin conjugating enzyme binding
Source: RefSeq, a predicted model, not a curated record